Molecule: messenger RNA, 6046 nt
Organism: Dreissena polymorpha
Lineage: Eukaryota; Metazoa; Mollusca; Bivalvia; Myida; Dreissenidae
Product: alpha-1,3-mannosyl-glycoprotein 2-beta-N-acetylglucosaminyltransferase-like
Exons: 13
Coding region: 376-1749 (457 amino acids)
Biological process (GO): protein N-linked glycosylation
Cellular component (GO): Golgi apparatus
Molecular function (GO): alpha-1,3-mannosylglycoprotein 2-beta-N-acetylglucosaminyltransferase activity
Source: RefSeq, a predicted model, not a curated record
UCGUAAAUUAUCGCUAAAAUCCGGUCCAUAUUAAACUUUCCUCCCGGCGUUUUCCGCAUAUUGACGGAACAUUCCGAAUGACUAGCACUGUUGUCAACUUCGCCGAAGAAAGCGACUACUGAAGUAGGGUUUACUUUCGUGAAUUCUUUCCUGAGAGUUUAUCAUGGCAAGAUUGAAACAACAGAGAUGAUGGAUUGGUUUUGGUCUUACAGAUCUUUAAUGAUGUAGUGGUAAAGUGGAUAUAGACUUACAGAAAGGAUCUGGACAGAGGACCUUGAAAAAACACUGUUUCAGAUUUUAAAGCCUAAACCCAACCAGACCAACAAGGAUUACAACUCAACCUUGAAAGGGAAAAUUGAAAAAAAGAUUUUAAAAAUGCGCCGAAAGCAUUUGGUAUUUAUCGUGAUCGUUCUAUUCCUGUCAUGGAAUAUGCUGAUGUACAUGACUGUUGUGAACAAAGGGCCAAGUACUCUGCCCAAGGAAGCCAAUCGUGCUCAAGAUAAGUUAGCGUUGCUACAACAUGAGAUAGAAGAGCAGCUAGACAGCAACAAGCACUUACUGGAUGAACUGCGUAAGUUGCGACGGGACACCGAAGAGCAAAAUCAAAAGGCCAAAGAAUCCAACACAGUUGUAACUCAAGCUCCUCCAAAAGACGUAAAACCAAACCAAACAGGCACAUCUGAAAAUAAAUUGAGUUAUAGGGACCCAGAUAGUGCUGUGUUGCCUAUUUUAAUGAUUGCGUGUGACCGGGAAGAUGCAGUUAGCAGAAGUCUGGACUUGGUUUUGAAAUAUAGACCAGACGAGAAGCGUUUUCCCGUGAUCGUGAGCCAGGACUGUGGUCAUCGACCGACUGCUCAAAGGAUCCAGAAAUAUGUCGUGGAACAUGGCAUCACACAUAUCCAGCAACCAGACUUGAGCAGUCCGAAUGUUCCAUGGCCACAGAAGAAGUUUGAGGGAUACUACAAGAUAUCCCGACACUACAAGUGGGCAUUGAAUCAAAUUUUCCAUGUGUUCAACCACUCAGCUGUGAUCAUUGUUGAAGAUGACUUAGACAUAUCACCGGAUUUCUACGAGUACUUUGCGGCGACAUACCGCAUUCUUACUGUGGACAAGAGUCUUUGGUGUGUGUCUGCGUGGAACGACAACGGGAAACGUGACAUGGUCAAGGAUGACCCAGAGCUUCUCCACAGGACUGACUUUUUCCCAGGUCUCGGAUGGAUGCUGGACAGAAGCCUGUGGUUGGAAUUAGGUCCAAAAUGGCCGGAAACUUUCUGGGAUGACUGGAUGAGGCACCCCGACCAGCGCAAGAACCGGUCCUGUAUACGUCCAGAACUGAGUAGGACCAGUACUUUUGGAAAGAUAGGUGUUAGCAAAGGCCUGUUUUUUGACAAGCAUCUGAAGUUCAUCCAGCUGAACGACAAACUUGUGCCUUUCACAAAACGAGACUUGAGUUACUUGGUCAAGGAAAAUUAUGACCCUAAAUUCCGGGAGUAUAUUUACGGGCUUCCAGAAGUCUCUGUCAGCGACGUGAACACUGGAAGCCGGAAACAAUUACCAGAUGUCAGAAUACAGUAUUCCACAAAGCAGCAGUUUAAAGAUAUAGCAAAGCAGCUGGGCAUUAUGGAUGACUUUAAGGCUGGGGUAGAAAGGACUGCCUAUAUGGGUGUGGUCAGUUUCACCUACAAAGGUCAAAGGGUAAACGUGGCUCCGCCGUCUGAUUGGAAAGGUUACGAUCCCAGCUGGGGUUAACAAAGGGAGACAACUGUAGAUAAUACUUUAAAUUAAAUAAAAGGGAGCAACUGUGUGAUGGAUUACUAAGGAAAACAGCAAUUGACUGUAGAUAGUUUUAACAAGGGGAUGCCACUGUGGAGGGAACUAUGCGGGAAGGCUAUUAACGGAGGAUAAAUUAAUAAACAGAAGAAACGGUGUGAUUACAUUAAAAUGUUUAAGAGUGUUAAUGAGAAAAAACUAUAUUGAGACCUAGAUGGGAUGAAAGAUAUUGUUAUUUGUAUUUAAGCAGCUGUGAAAGGGUGUUAAGUGAACAAGUGAUCCAAAUCUUGGGUGGUCUUUACAAAUAAGGGCUAUUGUGUUAUGUUAUUUUGUGAAGCAAGAGAAGAUAAAUUUUUGUAACUUAAGAAAUACUGAUGAAGCUUAUUAAGAAAAAAAAACAUCAAUAAGUUAUUAUAAUUUCCAAACUUAUGAUGAAAUGACUUGUAAAAUAAAAUAUUAAUUCAGCUAGUCUUGCAAAAGGGAGCUUUAAAGGUUUUUUCAUCUUUGUUGGUGAGAGAAAUAAUUAUUGGUGUAUUUGUUUUUGAUUGGAAGCAACUCUGGGAUUAGUAGAUUAAUGCUAAAAACAAUUGUGCAAUAGAAUAUUUCAGGAAAGGAAGAUUGCUAUUGGAUUAUACAUCUAGCUAGGUGUUGGCAAAAAUAAUUUGAAAGAAGUCAAAAAAGGGACAUUAUCAACCACUGGAGGCAGCAAAGGGUACGAAUUCUGGAACAGUGUAUAGCGAUGAAAAUUGAGAUAAAGUUAAAAUAAUUCUUUAUCUUUAAUUCCUAUAGCUGUAGUAAAAUAGGAUCGCAUAUCAGGAACUUAUCUAACUGUAUAUAGUUUGUACUCGGAUAUAAGCUUAUCAUUUGAGCCAAUGCUCAAUAAAUGUUCACAAAGGGAGCUUAUUUGCCAAGUUUUGUUGAUAAUUGGACACAACUAGAUAACUUUUGUACCAGACGUUCUGAUUGGACAAUUUGGAGUAAAUUGUCAUCCCUAAUUAGCCUGUACUAAUUGCACACUUUCCACCUAGACAGGAUUAUGCAUUAGAAAAGACAUGAAACCAAAAAUUCCAUGACAUCGGAAAGUGUUGUCCCUUUGCAAACUUCACAAGCUAAUCUUGGACUACACUUUAGGAACAGGAGGUUUACUUAGCUCUUCUGGUUCACUGAUGUUUAAGGUCUGGUCAAAUUAACUAACUGAAAAAUUAAUACUUAUUUCCUUUCAGGGUUAACAUAAAAUAUGUACCAAAUACGAUAUGGGGAUUCUCACUAACAACUGAAAAUAACUGAGAUAUUGGAGUUAUGAAUGUCAUAAGGGUUUGUUCAAGCUAUACAGCAGGUUCUGUAAUACAUCCCAUAUUUUAAAUACACAUGGAAUUGAAGAUUUACACAAAAAUCCUGGCUUUUUCUUUCAAGACAGCAGCUAUUUGUUGAGAAAAUUGAUGAUAAAAAUAACAAAAAGCAUGAUUACUCAUCCUGAAGGGAGAUAAUUUUUAAAGUUAUUAAAAAAGGGACCUUUUUUAUUCUCCCACAGAGUGAGAAACAUUGAGCAUUGCACUUAUCCAUCCGUACGUAUUACUGUAAGUCAUUCACUGUUGAAUGACCUUUAUGUGUAGAUGAUAGCAUUUUUUUUCCCUUCAAUAUAUUUUAUUUUCCUCGUCAAUAGGUGUGUGUGGGUUAAGUAACUCGCAGUCUGUUCAGAUUUUAUGCUGUUUGCUGCUCAUCAGUAACUAAGGGUUGGAAAUGAAGCCUUUUAAAUUUGAAUCUAGUAAAAAAGGUAUUGAAUUAAAUGUAACUUUCUAAGGGACUACAAAUGUGUUAAAAUACGUAUCUAAGUGGUAAAGAGUUUGUGUAUAUGGUGGCAUAGAAAGGAUUAUUGGGUACUUCAAGUUUUGGCAGAAUUAUUGCCUCUUUUCUGUUUUUGCUGUACAGAAUAUUUAGUUUCAAACUUGUUAGUGAUACACUCCUUUUACUGCUUGGCGGAUUUUGGUCAUUCUUUCAUAUCUAAAUGUGAAGAUGACAAUUAGGGAAGAAAUGUAGUCGGCUUGCAGUUUUGGCCCUUUGUUUUUUCUGCCUGAUGUAGAAUAUAUAGUGACUUUGUCUGUGUCCAAACAUGCAUUGUGGGGGCAUCUGUGUCUGUGAAAAAUUUGGAGUUGUUUUAGCAAAGAAAGAUAACUCUUAAAAUUGUGAAUAAUCGAUCAUGCUUUUUUAACGAAGGGCGAUAACUCUAAGUAUUGUGAUGUAUCAUUUUCAGAAAGUGAAAAGCUUUUGUGCUCAAGUGUUGAUAACUGAUUCUGUAUUCAAUAUAAGCCGUAUGAGUUGUGCUUGUUCAUCUGUAUUAUAAUGGGCACAUGCAGUAGCUUUGCUUAUUGUUGUGGACAUACAUUCUGAAAUGUUUUGAAGUAAAAUCUUCAGAUGUCGGCAACGAAAACUUUGUUUAUUCAAUAUGUUCUAUAACAUAUUAUUUUUAGCUCGGCAUUUUCGGCGAAAACCCGAGGUAUUGUCAUAGCCAGCUGUCCGACGUCCGCGUCGUGCUAAAACCUUAACAUUUUGUUAAGGUUUUGAACAUUGGCUCUAAAAUCUAAUUGCUUCCACCUACAACAUUGAAACUUCAUAUGGAGAUACACCUUGAUGAGUUCUACAUGCCACACCCAUUUUUGGGUCACAAGGUCUAAGGUCAAGGUCACUGUGACCUCUAAAAAAAAAUUGACAAGCUUUUAUCUAUUCAAAACAGAUCCGGCACACAGCCGAGCGUGGCACCCGUUAUGCUGUGCUCUUGUUUACAUUUGAACUGAUGAUUAACACAUAUAUGAUAAUGCAAUUUAUGGUUAUUUAAAAGCAAUAACAUUUUAAAACGUUUAAGUGGAAAAAAAUACUUUAAAAUAAACAUUUACACAAGGGAUCUAUUUGUAUUUUUUUUUUCGAAUUAUAACUAUUAUUGCGGAAGUUAUUGGUUACAUAAAUGUUGACAACUAGAAUUUGUUUUUGUUUUUUACAGAAUACCACAGUAGAAUAGUAGAAUUUCAGUUUAACUGUUGUGUAUAAUCACUAAUGGUUUUGUGCCAUUUUUUACACAAUUGUAAGAUUGUAAUUUUUAUGCUCAAACAAAUGUUGAAGUUUGUUAUUAUUUGAUUGUACUAGUUAAUAAUAUUGGUGCCAAUAUGAAAGCCUUAGCAUUAGCACGUAUGAAAUACUUUUAAUGUCAGAAUUGGAUUGCAUUUAUAUUAAAGAUGUUCUUUCUUACAUUUUCCAUUUAUUGGAUGAAUAAAAAAAACUAGUAUUCAAAAACUGGACCAGGUGUUAAAACAAUGAAAUUUAAGAAACAGCAUUUUAAAACCAGUGUUUUUAUUUACUGAUAUUUGAAAUCCCGUACAGGUCUAUUAUGAGCUGGUAUUUCAGAAACCUUUAUUUGACUGACACAGUAUUGAUAUUUUCAAGUUCAGUUGUAAUAUAUGAUAUAAUUUUUCAAUCUCGCCAUGUGUAUAAUAUUGAAUUGUUUUGUGAUAUUAAACAAAUAUUUAUAUUUUUAAUGUAAGUGUAUAAAAUGUUUUUUGUGAAUGAUUUGUGUGGGUGUCAAAUUUCAUCUCUCAUUGAAGAUUAUGUGUUUGCAAUUAAUUUUGCAAAUAUUUUAAACAUAAAUUGAUAACUGUGAAUUGUUUAUCAUUUUCUGUUCUCCUUUAUAAUUAUUAUUUUACUUUUUUUAUUCUACAGUUUUCAAUGUAUAUAUUUUUUGUAAUAUUGAUUAAUUUUUGUGCUAUAAUUUAUUUAGGAAUUUAUUAUUGAUUUUUUUCUUCAUUCAUUUGUAAAUAAAGCAUAAGCUUUUGAAACUUCAAUAAACUUCCUGGUCUCUUUGUUUUGGAAGUUUUGCUCAUACUAUUUUAAAGAUCUUAGUUUUUGACAGUGUGACCUUCCAUGGCUUCUCAACCUUUAGGAUUCUAAUUGAAAUAGUUUGCCAUGGCCUAAUGGAUAUGGUGUCUGCCUGGCGAUCGGGAGGUCACGGGUUCGAUCCCCACCGAGGGAGCGUUCUGUGAUCUAGAUCUUCCCCAAAGACACCAAGUACGGGUUAUAGGCCCAGGAAACGGACUUGAGAGCGUUUAUAUAAGCCUGAGGCUUUAGAUGCAAUCGAGCUAAAAUAAAUAGGUUUUAACUAAUUGAAAACAAUAUAACGUUUUGUUAAUUCUUUUCCAUUGGUUGUUUAUAUACUGAUUAUUAAGAUGUAUUAUUAGUGACACAGCCUCUUUUUAACCCUGUAUGGUGUAAUACAGAGUCAGUGAAAUUA